AUGGUGACUCUCGAUCGCCAGGAAAUCAUCGCGACCAACAAGUCGCUCCGGCUUAUCAAGAAUGAGCUCGAGAAUCUCCUCCAGAAGGGCGUCUUAACCGACGAUGUCUUCGAUUCAGUUCACCGAAUGCUUCCCCAAGAGACCUCCCUCUCCAAUGCAGCUACACCCACAACUCGCACAUCGGCCGUUGCCUCGCCGCCACCAUCAGCCCAACUAUCCCACUCGAUGGGUAACCUAGCAAUUAGCCAGAACCCAACUCCCCAUCCCGCACCACCCGCUUAUGCCUCGACCGGCCCACCGUCGCUCCCUGCCCGAACAGGCCCACCUCCUCCGCCUCCGACGAAGCCCGUCAUUGCUCACGCCAAGGCUCUCUAUAAGUAUCAGGCGGCUGAUGAUCGUGACCUGUCCUUCGAGCGUGACGACGGAAUCGCCGUGUACGAGUAUAUGAAUGAUGACUGGUGGAUGGGACGUAAUAAGCGAACCAACGCCGAGGGCAUAUUCCCCAAGAACUACGUUCAGAUAGACAACAAUGAGAAGUCUGGUUUCUAUGCUCCCACGCAGCCAUCAUAUGCUACCCCUGUUCCCGCCCCGGCAGGUAACGGGGCCUAUCCGCCCCCGCCACAGGCUCAGAACCCAUACAAUGCACACGUUCCCCCCAUGGCCGUUGCACAAGGGGGUGGUGGCCAAGGAAGUGCUGAACCCGCCAAGCCUAGCAAGUUCGAAGAGGGGGGCAAGAAGUUCGGCAAGAAACUAGGAAACGCUACCAUCUUCGGCGCUGGUGCAACGCUUGGUGGAAAGAUCGUGAAUGGUCUUUUUUAA
Hypoxylon fragiforme is the source of this 819-nucleotide messenger RNA. Its product is annotated as SH3-domain-containing protein. Gene Ontology annotation, cellular component: ESCRT-0 complex. Lineage: Eukaryota; Fungi; Ascomycota; Sordariomycetes; Xylariales; Hypoxylaceae. The transcript has 2 exons. The record is from RefSeq and is a predicted model, not a curated record. Gene Ontology annotation, biological process: protein transport to vacuole involved in ubiquitin-dependent protein catabolic process via the multivesicular body sorting pathway. Gene Ontology annotation, molecular function: protein binding. Bases 1 to 819 code for a protein of 272 amino acids.